Molecule: messenger RNA, 1710 nt
Organism: Doryrhamphus excisus (bluestripe pipefish)
Lineage: Eukaryota; Metazoa; Chordata; Actinopteri; Syngnathiformes; Syngnathidae
Product: polyhomeotic-like protein 2
Biological process (GO): negative regulation of DNA-templated transcription
Cellular component (GO): nucleus; PRC1 complex
Molecular function (GO): zinc ion binding; chromatin binding; histone binding
Source: RefSeq, a predicted model, not a curated record
AAUACUAUCGAUAUUUGAAUCGACCCGCCCACCUCCACCACACACUGCCUGAACUACAAGAAGUGUUGUGCUUGUGGAGUGUUUAAUGAGUUGCCUACAUGUUGUAUUUUAGUUCGCUUGAAGCUACGAACAAUGAGAAGCUAUGAAGUGAUUUGCUUUUUCGCGUUGGCGGCUGUUUUGGCGGCGGGAGGACGGUGAGUGAAUGAAGCGUCGGUCUCAGCACUUGAACAGAACAAAGGGUCUUCUUCGCUCCAAGUCACCAUUGUUUUGCCCGGAGAGCGCCUCUUUUUCCAAGUGGUCCAAAGGUGAGGGGCAGCUGGUGCUCCAGUCAUGACCCCUGGGAAUGGCAACACAAACAGCAGCCAACACAGAGGACAGAGCAAGCCAAUCCCAGCCCUAGUUAAAUCCCACAUCCUGACCCAUUUAAUAGAGGGCUUUGUUAUCCAGGAAGGUGCUGAGCCUUUUCCGGUUGAACGUCCUUCCUUCUCAGUUGAUUGCCUCAGGAGAGACACGUCAGACUCAAGGAUGAAUGGCCUCUCACCAAAGGAUUUCAAGUCUCAGCAAGAGCCCACGCUUACGUGUGAGCUAUGUGGCAAGGUGGACUUUGCAUAUGUCUUCAAAAGAUCCAAAAGAUUCUGUUCAACAGUAUGUGCUAAACGAUACAACGUAGGAUGCACAAAAAGAAUGGGUCUCUUCCCAAACCGCAAAUCUACCCUGGAGGACAUGAAGAAACAAAGAACUCUGACUGAAAACCACAAAAACUACAAUAUGGAGUCUAAAAACAAGACAUCUUCCUGUGUGCAGAAGUCUGCUGGUCACAUGACUCACCCUGCACAGGGAGAAUCCAGCCAAUGUUCAGACUUGACCAGCUAUAAUCAAGCCCCAUCCCUCGUCUCAGACAACCAGUGGGGGCCUCAAGUGCAAGAUUCUGAAGACCACACAACACUCUUCAACUUCCUAUCCAGUAACCCCGGCGAGUGGAACGUGGACGAUGUUUACGUAUUUAUCUGCUCUUUGCCAGGUUGUCUGGAGAUUGCUGAGGGUUUUCGUUCUCAAGAGAUCGACGGCCAGGCUCUGCUGCUGCUGAAGGAGGACCAUCUCGUGGGGGCCAUGAACAUCAAACUGGGCCCGGCGCUAAAGAUUGCUGCCCAAAUUAGCAUGCUCAAAGACUUAUAGCUCAUCCCACACACUCUUUGUCUCAGGUCAUCCAUACGUCCAUCUUGCAGCUGUUGAAAUUGUCAAACCCUACUUACAGAAUAUGAUUCAUAGUACAGAACUACGUUUAAGGAAUCUUUUUCUCCAUGUGCUGUCAACUACUAAAGUGUAUCAGGUCAGUGGUAUUUACAUGAGUUUUUGGAAGAAUAUUUCAGGCCUGACUUCCUUAACACUUUGAAACACUGAAUUGUUUUCAUUUGAAAGAGGGUAUCAACAUGUGUUUGUCUGUUUAGGUUCCUGUGUGUGCUUGUGUACUUCCAAAGCCACAAUCCUACACCAUACCGUGUACACUACGCAUUUAUUGUUAGUAGGUAGCGAUAACAUUGCUGCAGGUCAUGUUUUGAAUCAGUGGCGGAAAUAUUUUGUGGUUUUGUUGUAGGGGUUUGAAUCAGUGUUCAUAAUGCAAUAUGAGCGUUUAACUCUUCAGUUUAAGAAGCGUAAGCGUGUUUUUUUUAAUGCAUUUUAUUAAACAGAAUAUUUUUGGAUUUGUGUGUG